AUGGUUGAAUUUAGCCAAGAAGAGGUAAUUAUUAUAGCACUAAUACUUGACAAAGAAGAAGAAGAAAAUAAAUCUAAAAUAAGUAUUACAAAUAAGCAAAAAAGAAUUGUGUGGGUUCAUGAUCUGUGGAAAAAAAGGAAAACCGAAGGCGAAUUUACUUUGUAUAACGGUCUAAUUGAUGAUGAACAAAAGUUCUAUGAAUAUUUCCGUAUGUCUCAAUACACUUUUAAUGUCUUACAUAAAAAGUUGGAAAAUUUAAUAACAAAGCAGGAAACUCAUUGGAGAAAACCUAUACCGCCAAAGGAAAGAUUAGCUGUAUGCUUAAGGUAA
Molecule: messenger RNA, 330 nt
Organism: Macrosiphum euphorbiae (potato aphid)
Lineage: Eukaryota; Metazoa; Arthropoda; Insecta; Hemiptera; Aphididae
Source: the annotation of a GenBank genome assembly